CAAACACACUUCUCUGGUUAAUCUUAGUUUUAUCUUCCUCUUCACAGCACUUCAAAGUUGCAGUGAUGAUGAGAACACCAAGCAAUGAUGAAAGUGGUUUGAAGAAGGGACCUUGGAGCCCAGAAGAGGAUAAAAUAUUGAUGGAUUUCAUUCAGAAACAUGGCCAUGGAAGUUGGAGAGCCCUUCCAAAGCUUGCAGGAUUGAACAGAUGUGGAAAAAGUUGCAGACUAAGGUGGACUAAUUACCUCAGGCCUGAUAUCAAAAGAGGAAAAUUCUCUGAUGAAGAAGAGAAACUCAUCAUCAAUUUGCAUGCAGUUCUUGGGAACAAGUGGGCAGCUAUAGCAUCUCAUCUGCCGGGGAGAACUGACAAUGAGAUCAAGAAUUUCUGGAACACCCAUUUAAAGAAAAAGCUUUUGCAAAUGGGGUUGGAUCCAAUGACUCACCGUCCAAGAACUGAUCACCUAAGCCUUCUUAGCAAUCUACAACAGAUAUUGGCUGCUGCAAAAAUUGUGAGCAGUUUCACAAACCCUUGUGACAUAAACAAUGCUCUAAGGCUACAAUCAGAUGCCACACAACUAGCCAAACUCCAGUUAUUGCAAAACAUGUUUCAAGUCUCAAACUCAGACCCACUCAACCCUUUUGGAUCACUAAACUCACUGCCAGAUGCUUUGGUAAAUGAUGUUUUAGGGUUGAAUAAUCUCUCUAAUCUUCAAAACCUUUAUGAUGGUACAUCACUUGGUUUCUCUUCUCAAAUCCAAGCCAAUAAUUUCCAAAACUUUGAGGCCCCUCAGGAGCCAACACAACACAUGAAUGGUGGCAGAAAUAGUGGUUGCAAGGAAUCUGAAAAGCUUGAUGAGCAAUUUGGUUCCACAACAUCAAAUUCUUCGCUUCCAAAUCUAGUUUGUGCCUCACCUGAACGUUCAGCAGAAAAGAUGGUAAACUCAAAGGAGUGUUCAACCAGCUUUGAGUUAACGUGGGGAGAUUUAAUGGAUGAGGAACCAACCGAAACUUAUUGGAAAGGUUUCAUAGACCAACAUUCUAACCAGGCAUGGUCGACAGUCCCGUGAAAGAUGCAUGGCAUUUGAGGGUUAUCGCUCAAUAACAGAAUUUGUUCACUGAUCUAUGUAUGGAUCAACAUAUAUAUACUGUUCAUUUAGUUAUAAAUAAUCGGUUGGUUUAUAUGUAUUAUUCAGAUCCAAAUAUAUAUAUAGAAAGCUCUUAAUUAUAUUGUACAUUAAAAUGUACAACGUGGAGAUUCGUAAUUAAAUCAUAGACUAGAGGCCCUAUGAUGUUGAUUCAUCUUCUUUGUAUAAACUAUAAAACGUGUUGUUUGUUGGCUUUCCUUCUUAAAUGAAGUAUUUAUAUUUUUAUAAACCUAAUGUGAAUG
Messenger RNA from Cajanus cajan (pigeon pea), 1387 nucleotides. Its product is annotated as transcription factor MYB53. NCBI's taxonomy places the organism in Eukaryota, Viridiplantae, Streptophyta, Magnoliopsida, Fabales, Fabaceae. The record is from RefSeq and is a predicted model, not a curated record.